UCUAGACAAUAUGGGGGGUUCAAUGGGCUUUCUCGGCAAAGGGGUACCACCGACGCAGAUGAUGAAUAUGGUAAUGGGUUCACUCUACAAACAAUUCACCCAAAAAGCUAUCAACAACUUCGACGAUUUCCAUGUUGCUGUUUUAGACAUCUUUAACAACUUCAACUCGGCUUUACCAGGUCGACACUUCGAUUUCCCGACCCCGGAAGAAAUAAAGGAUUGUUUCGUGCGGUGGAAGGAAGCGAAAGACGAAGAAGAGAAGAAGAAAGUGUUCGUAGAGUUCAUUACAAAGAGAGUCAGUCCAAGUAAACUCGAUGACGUCACUUUGAUCACCGGAAUAGUAUCUCCGCCGGCGGCUAUGGCCGCUAAGAGAGCAGGAGAGAAUGUUCCUCAGCUAAAAUUAAUCAAACUCAUACCUGAUGUUAUAUUCGUCCCUACCGUCACCAUUUUGGCCAUUGUCUCUGCCAAACUCUCAAGAAGAAUGUAUUUGAAAUAAUGAUUUAACCAAACAUUCUUAAAUCUCCUAUUCAUCUUUUUUUUUCCAUCUCUAGUUCAAGAGAUUGCAUCGCUGAAAAUUAGCAAUAUUCUGAGUUCCUGUUUUAUAUAUAUGUGGAAACAGU
This is a messenger RNA of Eutrema salsugineum, 620 nucleotides long. RefSeq lists its product as uncharacterized. The record is from RefSeq and is a predicted model, not a curated record. The transcript is spliced from 4 exons. The coding region runs from base 11 to 496 and encodes 161 amino acids. NCBI's taxonomy places the organism in Eukaryota, Viridiplantae, Streptophyta, Magnoliopsida, Brassicales, Brassicaceae.